Nestor notabilis (Kea) is the source of this 937-nucleotide messenger RNA. RefSeq names its product Rho GTPase activating protein 23 (gene ARHGAP23). Gene Ontology annotation, biological process: signal transduction. Lineage: Eukaryota; Metazoa; Chordata; Aves; Psittaciformes; Psittacidae. The annotation marks the transcript as partial. The transcript is spliced from 10 exons. The record is from RefSeq and is a predicted model, not a curated record.
GACCCCGGUUUUGCCAGCCAAGCACUUAUCAACAAGAAGUUAAACGACUACCGGAAAGUGAGCCCCGCGGGCACCAAGCCCGAUUCCUCACCCAAGGGCCCUCGUGGGCUGGGGAUCCGAGCCGAGUUCCUGAAGCAGACGGGAACCAGCGCGCCCCGGUCCCCCAGGCAGGAUGCGGCCGUCACGAAAGACGAUAGCAGCUCCCAAAAAGCUCCGUGGGGCAUCAAUAUAAUGAAGAAGAACAAGAAAUCUGCCCCCAGGGCCUUUGGCGUGAGGCUGGAGGACUGCCAGCCUGCCCCGGACAACAAGAACGUCCCGCUGAUCGUCGAAGCUUGCUGCAAGGUGGUGGAAGACCGAGGGCUGGAGUACAUGGGCAUCUACCGAGUGCCCGGCAACAACGCGGUGGUGUCCAGCCUGCAGGAGCAGCUCAACAAGGGAGCCACCGAGAUCAACCUGCAGGACGAGCGGUGGCAGGACCUGAACGUCAUCAGCAGCCUCUUGAAAUCCUUCUUCCGAAAGCUGCCUGAGCCGCUCUUCACUGAUGAUAAGUACAAUGACUUUAUCGAGGCCAACCGGAUAGAGGAUAUCCGGGACCUGCCAGGUCACUAUUACGAGACACUCAAGUUCUUGGUGGGUCACCUGAAGACCAUCGCUGACCACUCGGAGAAGAACAAGAUGGAACCCCGAAACCUGGCGCUGGUGUUCGGCCCCACGCUGGUGCGGACAUCUGAGGACAACAUGACCGACAUGGUGACACACAUGCCCGACCGCUACAAAAUCGUGGAGACCCUCAUCCAGCACUCGGACUGGUUCUUCAGUGACAAGGAGGACAAGGGCGAGAAGACCCCCGUGGAUGAGAAGGAGGCUCAGUCCGUGCCCAACAUCGAGUACCUGCUCCCCAACAUUGGCAGGACCGCGGCGCCCGGCGAUGCCGCAG